Messenger RNA from Rhipicephalus sanguineus (brown dog tick), 1688 nucleotides. RefSeq lists its product as uncharacterized. The coding region runs from base 90 to 1652 and encodes 520 amino acids. The record is from RefSeq and is a predicted model, not a curated record. Lineage: Eukaryota; Metazoa; Arthropoda; Arachnida; Ixodida; Ixodidae. The transcript is spliced from 12 exons.
ACAGUGCUUGCGACGCCGCACGUUUCGAGCCCCAGAGACAGCUGUGCGACGAUACAUUCAAGCUGAACAUUCCUCAUAACCACGGAGAUAUGAAGUUCGUGUGCGCUGUUAUCGGCAAGUAUAAAAUGUGCCUUGCCAAUGCGAUCCAAGCGACUGGAUGUGACAACAAAGAGUUCCUGAUAAAGCAGCUACAGCCAAUGCAGCAAUACAUCCAAGAAAACCACAUCGAAUGCAUUCCAGAAGUCAAUGCGUCGUCACAGUCGAGAGCACCCACAGGCUAUCGUGCAAAGCUCGACUUGUGCACAAGAGACAAAGCAUGGGAGACACAGUUCCUGUGCGCCAAAAAAUUUCACACUAAAUUACGGAAGAUUGAGGACGACAAAGAGGUCGAAUCUCACCAAAUUUGCAGGUCUCUAAGUCGCUACUACAGUUGUUUGAACACAGUCCUUCACAGCGAAUCCUGCGAAGAGGAUACAGAGCUUAUGAUGCACAUGGAAUACUUCCCUAAGGUGCUGACCCAAAAAUACCGCGAGAUGUGCUAUGCUGAGCUCAAACUCACUGCCAUGAAUGUUGCCAAGAGACUUGAAGGCUACACUCAAGAUCACACGUGCCAGGAAGAAGACGCAACAAAAGAGUUCUUCGCGUGCGGGUUGUUGUUUAAUGAGAUUGUAAGUCACAAUCCUUCGAAAGACAGGAUUUGUGUGGCAUACCAAAACUUCGAAAACUGCACAAAAGUGAUCGCGAAGGAUUUGCACUGCAAUAUCGGUUCCGAGUUCAACACCCAUUCCAUGCACGUGAUGAACGUACUACUCGGCCAGUAUGAGAACUUCUGCAAGAAUUACAUUAUAACCACAGAUAAACCCCCUAUAAUAGACCCAACGGACAAGCCACCAGCCGGCUGCGUCGAGGACCAGUUUAUGGAGAAAUACUUCGAGUGCGGCCUCCUUUACGUGUACAAUCUGCGUGACGCUAUGUACGGCGACAAUCCGCAGCACAAGAACCAGGUGUGCGAAACUAUAGAGCGUCAUAACCUUUGUCUGGAGGAGAUCAAGAAGUCUUCAAGCUGCCAAUCGCUGCCUGAAAUCCAAGCGAGUCUCGACUACCUUACUAACGAGCUGCAUCAGGCUCCCGGCAUACAGUGCACUAAAGCACAGUACAAACGUUCCGGAAAAAUACGGUUCCGUACUUCCGAACAAAAUUGCCUCGUUAGAGAAUACGCCGGGACGUUCUUCACUUGCGGCACGAUUUUCCUCAUGAACACAUAUCCAAAUCCUCCAUCCAAGGAUGAAGACUGCAGGCAUUACAACCAGUACCUGAAGUGCUACUCCCUUCUCAUUCCUUGCACACAGCAAAGCGAUAUCAAGGCGGCAAUAGGGAAAUUUUCAGAUAUACUGACUGAAGGAUAUGCCGACAAGUGCAGAGGCGUUAAAUUGACCGAUACUUGCGACAAGUUGGUUUUGAUAAAGAACUUCUUCUCUUGUGGCCUGACGUACUACCAGUCGUACAACGAGUUCGGCGCGACGUACCUGGUUUCUCAACCACACAUUUGCAAGCUCUUGGAAGACUUCCACAACUGCAGUUAUGAAUCCGUAUUCAAGAACAAACCAAACUGCAAGGAGACUGCCCCCUUGUUUGACAACAUAAGGUUGUGAAAGAAUACAUAGCGAAGAUGUUUAACAACAAGCAUA